GUUGCCACAGCCGGAGCUAAGCGCUGCUUGGCGCUCAGGAUGCGGCUUUAUACUAUGUGAGUGCAGGUGGGACGGCCGGUGCGACCGAAAAAACCCAGCGACUGCGGAGAACGGAAAACAUGGUCAGCGGCAAGCGAGUCCACCGCCUUAUAUCCAGAGGAGAGAUACAGGGUUUGUGCGUUCUCCUGCUUUACACCAGCCCUCUGUCCUGCUUUUCAAAUUUCAGCCCUCUCAUCUAUAAGAUAAAAGAAGGCUCACCCAAGGGGACUCUAAUAGGGGCCAUUGGAGCCGACCUGCAUUUGGAUUUCUCAGUCGAUCCUCCCCUCUUGUUCAAUCUGGCGCAGAAGAAGAGCAGUGUGGCGCAGUAUGUGGAGCUGAACAACACUACCGGGGAGCUGUUCACGUCGGCCGUGCCGAUGGACAGAGAGAGCCUGUGUGCAGAGCACGGUGAGGGUCACCACCAGAGCUGCUCGCUGCCGCUGGACGUGUUCAUCCUGCCCCAGCAGUACUUCCAGCUGGCGAAGGUCAGGAUCGUGGUCGAGGACGUGAACGACAACCGGCCGCGGUUCCCCUCGGACGAGAUCCGGCUCACCGUGCCCGAGAAUGCGCCAGUCAACGCUCGCUUCGCCGUCGAGCAGUCGGCCGUGGACCCGGACCUGGGCGUGAACGGCGUGCAGACCUACUGGCUGGUCAACGACUUUGGCGUGUUCACGCUGGACGUGGAGGAGAACGAGGGGGGCGAGCUCACGCCGUUCCUCAUCGUGACGGAGUCUCUGGACAGGGAGCAGCAGUCCGAGUACGUGACGGACAUCAUCGCGGAGGACGGCGGGACGCCGCCGCUCCUGGGCACCGCCACGCUGCGCAUCGUCAUCUCUGACAUCAACGACAACUGCCCCAAGUUCAGCAAGUCGCAGGUGAACGUCACCGUGUACGGGAACGCCACGCGGGGCACCCAGCUGGCCCGACUGCACGCCUACGACCCGGACCAGGGCGCCAACGCGCAGAUCACCUACACCUACAGCGAGCGCAUCACCACGGACACAAGAAACCUGUUCCACCUGGACGCGGCGACGGGCGUGAUCAAGCUGGCGGGGAAGAUUGACAACGGUAACACUAACAACGCCAAGCUCUACAAGCUGACCGUGCUGGCCAACGGCCCGGCGUGCAUCCCUGACGUCGCCACGGUGACCAUACACAUCAUCCGGGUGGUGUCGGGGCCGCCGUUGCUCGCGCCGCGCUACAUUGCGGCCGAGCGGGACGGCGUGGUGACCCUGAAAGAGUCUGAGCCGGCAUUCACGCCCGUCGCCUUCUACACGGUGAAGAACGCCGACCCGCGCCAGAGGCUGGAGUGUUUGCUUGAAGGGUUCGGCCCGUUCAGACUCACGCCUUACGAGCGGGUGAAAAACGAGUACCUGCUGGAGACCACGGAGGCGCUGGAUUACGAGACGCAGCAGGAGUACGAGCUCACCAUCGUGGGCCUGAGCCCGCACGGCGUGGCCAUGAAGACGGUGGUGAGGGUCCAGGUGGAGGACGAGAACGACAACGCCCCCGUCUUCAAGCAGUCUCUCUUGGAGAUCUUCGUGGAGGAGAACAACGCGCCCAACACCUUCCUCGCCAAGCUGCAGGCCUCGGACGCGGACAGCGGCAGCCGGGGCGAGGUGGUCUACCUGCUGGGCUCCGACGCACCCGGCAUGUUCCACCUGGACCGCCAGACCGGCGUCCUGACCGUCGCCACCUCCCUGGACCGGGAGGAGAAGGAGACCUACCGCUUCAUGGUGCGGGCGGUGGAUCGCGGCUCGCCCCGCAAAGAGAGCAUCGCCACCGUCAUCGUGACCGUGCAGGACCGCAACGACAACAGCCCGCGCUUCAUCAACAAGGACUUCACCUUCUUCGUGCCCGAGAACUUCCCGGGCUUCGGCGAGAUCGGCGUGCUGUCGGUGACGGACGCGGACGCCGGCGAGAACGGCUGGGUGGCCCUGUCCAUCCUGAACGGCAGCGACAUCUUCGUCAUCGACACGGGCCGCGGCGCGCUGCGCGCCAGGACCUCUCUGGACCGCGAGCAGCAGGGGACCUACUACCUGUGGAUCGAGGCCGUGGACGGGGGCAAGCCCGCCCUCUCCUGCGUCACCAUGGUGACCGUGCUGCUCCUGGACGUCAACGACAACCCGCCCAUCGUCCUCUUCCCCCAGUCCAACCAGUCCUACAUGCUGGUGCUGCCCAGUACCCUGCCGGGCACCUCCAUCACCGAGGUGUACGCGGUGGACCGGGACACGGGCAUGAACGCGGUGAUCGUGUACAGCAUCGUCAAGCGGCUGGGCGGCGGAGAGCCGGGGUCCUUUGACAUCGACCCCAACACGGGCAACAUCACCCUGCGCAAGACCCUCAGCGACCGCGGCCUCUACAGCCUCCUGGUGAAGGUGAGCGAUCACGGCCAGCCCGAGCCGCUGCACGCCACCGUCAUGGUCAACCUGUUUGUCAACGAGACCGUCAGCAACGAGAGCUACAUCCAGAGUCUGCUCUUGCGGCAGACCACGGUGGAGAUCGAGGACAGCUCGGCACUGCGGGAAUCCCGGCAGUGGAUCCCGGAUCGGCAGGUGUUUCCCUGUCAGCCGGUGUUGAUCGGGCUGUCGGCGACCUGCCUGGGGCUUUUCAUCAUGGUAGUGUCACUGUCGGUGUACGUCAGCUGUAGAAAGCUGCGGAAGCAUAAAAAGAAGCGGCUGGGAGUGGAGAUACCCUUGAAAAUGAACGGUGACAUGCAAGCAGUGGACCGGAAACUCAUGGAGAUUUCCAACAUAUGACUUUUUUAUGUGCCCCAUCCCACCCCUACAUCCUGCAUAAGACUGCUUCACAGUUUACAAAAAAAACAAUACUGGCAGAAAACAGAAAACGGGAACCAAGCAAUUUUAAUGUCACACUGCUCAAAGUAAAAGAUUGGAAUUAUACUCAAUCACACUAUCACACACAGAGGACUCCUAGUCCAAAGCCUAAUCUGUAUAUAUUGUAAAUAGAAUGUUUUAUAAUUUUAUGAGAAAAAUCUUUUAAUUUUAAAAAAAAUAUCUUAAAGAUAAACUAAUAUUUUGACAUGAAAAACAGAAGCCUGUAUUUGUCUAUAUGAUGAACGCCUAUCCUUUUUUUCUGUGGAUAAAAAGAUGUCGCGGUGUUCCCUAACACUGAUAUGAAUUUGAAAAAAGUAUGAAUAUAUUCAACUCAAAAUGAGAUCAGGAUGUCUUCAGCUACUGAGGAAGUUGUUUUUUAUACUAGUCCACACAAAUCUCUCCCCUGCUGUUUUCCAAAAGUCCAACAGCAAUGACUACUCUGCUAUCGUCACAAAAAGGCAAGUGCUAUUGUACUGUGAUUUAUUUUUUUCUCUCAGGUGUUAGAGACAUUUUUUAUUUUAUUUUAUUUUUUUCCCACAAUGCAGUGGACUGCAGUGCUCAGAGGGACAGACCCGUGCAGUGCAUCCCUGGCUGACUGGCUGGCAUGCAAAAAAAAGGCCCUGAGCGUGCCACAGUGCUGUGCUAUCUAUGUGCAGGACAGCUGGCAGCUUUAGCCAGGCCCAGGACAAAGUUGUCUGAAAGGGCCCCCAAACGCAAUACAUUUAUUGAAAUUUGAGGACCUGUUCUGAGCCCCUUUCCCUGGGCCCAGAUUAAAUGACCCCUUUAUCCCCCGCGCCCUGUCAGCUUCCCUGGUUUUGUGCUAUGAGCUGCUGCUGCUUCUGCUGCUGUUGCUGCUGUUGCCUGUUCCCUCAUUGGUGACUCAGCCAGUUGGUUUCGUUAUCAAGCAUCCUGCCAGCUUUAUCAGACUGACCCACCACCACCACCACCACCAAUCCCUAAACUCCCUCCCCUCCCCUGCGCAACACCCCACCCCUACCCCAUCUUUUUGCCCGUUGGUGAAGUUCCACUUUCAAAAACACAAAGACGUGGCUAUGUUUGUAUGUGUCAAUGGAGUUAUGUAUGAUUAUUAAAA
Messenger RNA from Engraulis encrasicolus (European anchovy), 3969 nucleotides. RefSeq names its product protocadherin-20 (gene pcdh20). The transcript is spliced from 2 exons. Bases 120 to 2798 code for a protein of 892 amino acids. The record is from RefSeq and is a predicted model, not a curated record. Gene Ontology annotation, biological process: homophilic cell-cell adhesion. Lineage: Eukaryota; Metazoa; Chordata; Actinopteri; Clupeiformes; Engraulidae. Gene Ontology annotation, molecular function: calcium ion binding. Gene Ontology annotation, cellular component: plasma membrane.